AUGUGCUACAUCGAUGAAAAUUCGGUAAAGACUGAGCUUGAGAUUGAGAAGUUUGGAUUAAACCAACUUGAGAUUCAAGGCAAGCCCAUCAUUCAACAAAGAAUUCUACCGAGUCCGGCUGUAUCUAUCGAUAUCCCGCAUGUACCAGACCAAAGCACUUCGGCCCCUGGUGAAGAAAAUAGCAAUAUCAUAUUCAGACCAUGGAAGGCUUUUGGACCUUUUGUCGAUACAAUACAGGAUGGCGACCUUCUGCCGAGUCAGGACACAGUGCUCUUUCCUAAACCGCGACCAAGCGAAGGGGUCUUAGAGGAGGACGUCACAGAUCCAAUGCCCACUGCGGAAUCGUCCAAAAAGGUGGCGUCAAUCAGCCAGCUGUCGUUCAUGGUUCGACCGGAUAGUUUUGAGCGGGGCCAGCUUCGGCUAACUUGCAUAUCUACUGUACACUCAGUGUACAGCGAGCAAGCCGAGCUUGUAAUAAACGAAGAACGGCCACAAAUCGCCUCCGUGCUCGGCACAAGGGAUCGAGCAGGUAUGUCUUAG
Messenger RNA from Parnassius apollo (apollo), 540 nucleotides. Lineage: Eukaryota; Metazoa; Arthropoda; Insecta; Lepidoptera; Papilionidae. The record is from the annotation of a GenBank genome assembly.